AUUCCAAGUCCUAGGAAGCAGAAAGUUCAAAAGGAACUUUCAGGUACUCCCGGCUGGGGAUCACCGGCGUUUCUGAGGAGUCGUACUUUCCCGGAGCGAUAUUCCAGGAGAGCAAGCCCAGGCGAGCAGGAAAAGAGAGGGAGGGAAGCGGCCGCGGGGAGCAGCGCGAGGCCGCCAGAAAGGCCAGCAGCGGGUCACGUGACCGGCCAACAUGGCCGCCCGCGGAGAGUGCCGCCGGGCGGGGCACGAGUCGGAGCCGGAGCAGGAGCCGGGGCCGCAGCCGGGGCCCGAGGCAGACCGAGAGUCGGGGGAAGAGUUCGAGAUCGUGGACCGGAGCCAGCUGCCGAGCCACGGCGAGCUGCGGAGCGCGGCGCGGCCCCGAGCGGCUGACGGUUGGUCGGCGCCCAUCCUGACGCUAGCGCGCAGAGCCACCGGGAACCUGUCGGCCAGCUGCGGGAGCGCGCUGCGCGCGGCCGCGGGGCUCGGAGACGGCGCUGGCGGCGGCGGUGGGGAGCGCGCAGCUUCCAAGGGCCAGAUGAUGGAGGAGCGUGCCAACCUGAUGCACAUGAUGAAGCUCAGCAUUAAGGUCUUACUCCAGUCUGCCCUUAGCCUGGGACGCAGUCUGGAUGCAGACCACGCCCCCCUGCAGCAGUUCUUUGUAGUGAUGGAGCAUUGCCUCAAACAUGGGCUGAAAGUUAAGAAGAGUUUCAUUGGCCAAAAUAAAUCUUUCUUUGGUCCUUUGGAGCUGGUGGAAAAACUUUGCCCCGAAGCAUCAGAUAUAGCUACCAGUGUCAGGAAUCUUCCAGAACUAAAGACAGCCGUGGGAAGAGGCAGAGCUUGGCUUUAUCUUGCUCUCAUGCAAAAGAAGCUGGCAGAUUAUCUGAAAGUCCUCAUAGACAAUAAGCAUCUCUUAAGUGAGUUCUAUGAGCCUGAGGCACUAAUGAUGGAGGAAGAGGGCAUGGUGAUUGUUGGUCUGCUGGUGGGACUCAAUGUUCUGGAUGCCAAUCUCUGCUUAAAAGGAGAAGACUUGGAUUCUCAGGUUGGAGUGAUCGACUUUUCCCUCUACCUGAAGGACGUGCAGGAUCUGGACAGCGGCAGAGAGCACGAAAGAAUUACCGAUGUCCUUGAUCAGAAAAAUUACGUGGAAGAACUGAAUCGGCACUUAAGCUGCACGGUUGGGGAUCUUCAGACCAAGAUAGAUGGCUUGGAAAAGACAAACUCAAAGCUUCAAGAAGAGCUUUCAGCGGCAACAGACCGAAUUUCUUCCCUGCAAGAAGAACAACAGCAGCUGAGAGAACAGAACGAAUUAAUUCGCGAAAGAAGCGAAAAGAGUGUGGAGAUAACAAAGCAGGACACCAAAGUUGAGCUGGAGACUUACAAGCAGACUCGGCAGGGCCUGGACGAAAUGUACAGUGAUGUCUGGAAGCAGCUGAAGGAGGAGAAGAAAGUCCGACUGGAACUAGAAAAGGAGCUGGAGUUACAGAUUGGAAUGAAGACUGAGAUGGAAAUCGCCAUGAAGUUACUGGAGAAGGACACUCAUGAGAAGCAGGACACACUCGUCGCCCUCCGCCAGCAGCUGGAGGAGGUCAAAGCAAUUAACUUACAAAUGUUCCACAAAGUUCAGAAUGCAGAGAACAGUUUACAGCAGAAGAAUGAAGCCAUCGCUUCUUUUGAAGGAAAAACCAAUCAAGCAAUGGCAAGCAUGAAACAAAUGGAAGAAAGGUUGCAGCAGGCGGAAAAGGCCAGGCAAGGGGUGGAAGACCGGAGCCACAAGGUGCAGCAGGAGCUCAACGGGAGGGUCAGUGCCCUGCAGCUCCAGCUGUCCCAGCUGCAUGACCAAUGCUCAGGUCUAGAGAAAGAACUGAAAUCAGAAAAAGAACAAAGGCAAGCUCUCCAGAGGGAAUUACAGCGGGAGAGAGACACAUCCUGCCUGCUCCAGACAGAGCUGCAGCAAGUGGAAGGACUGAAGAAGGAACUGCGGGAGCUCCAGGAUGAGAAGGCAGAGUUACAGAAGGUCUGUGAGGAGCAGGAACAAGCCCUCCAGGAAAUGGGACUGCACCUCAGCCAGUCCAAACUAAAGAUGGAAGAUAUAAAGGAAGUAAAUAAGGCGCUGAAGGGCCACACAUGGUUGAAGGAUGAUGAAGCAACACACUGUAAGCAGUGUGAGAAGGAGUUCUCCAUUUCCCGGAGAAAGCACCACUGCCGAAACUGUGGCCACAUUUUCUGCAACACCUGUUCCAGCAACGAGCUGGCCCUGCCCUCCUACCCUAAGCCAGUGCGUGUAUGUGACAGCUGUCACACCCUGCUACUGCAGCGCUGCUCCUCCACAGCCUCCUGAAGCCAUCAGGCCACCAGUAGGGACCUUAGCCUGUUGACCUCCAUCUUCAGCGUGGGAGGAAAGCCUCAGGUACAGUGCCAAACUCUGGGUCUCCAGAGACCUGCAAGGGCCCAAGAGAAUCAAAGGCUGUCAGCCUCUAAAGACAGCGCCAAGUGGCAGCUGACCAUUUUUCUGUGGUUUGUAUAGAGCCAGCUCCUCUAGACUGACAUGUGUGUCCUCGGUUGUACCCUGGCUUUGGUACAGGUAACUUCAUGGUUCUGCUACUGUCACUCUCACUUUUCAAAGGAUUGACCUAUUUUGCAGCAGUUGCACUAGUACAGAAUCCUUUCUCUUCCUGCCCACAUCCCACAGAAACCUUGAUUUCUGCAGAGAUUUGAACCUCCUGGGUCUGUCAGUGUGCCUUGUCUGCUUCAUCCAGCAUUUACCAUCAUGCCCCUGUCAACAACUAUCAUUAGCCCUGCAAUAAAAUCCUUUUUCACUCUUGUACAAAGUGCUGGCUUCCAGCUUGCACAUGGAGGAGGGCCUGCUGCGUUUGAGCUCUCCAGCUGGUGUGUUGCUUGUACUUAGGCUGCUCCACCCAGAUGGACCAAGGCCAGGGUAAAGCCUUGUCACCAAAGUCCAAGUACGUAUUUACACAGAUGCCUGACUUGCAGUGGGGUUACAUCCUCAUUGCAGUCAAGUAGAAACGAACCAAGAAUGACCACUGUUCACCUCACUUAGCCUGCCUUCAUAGUGCUCGGGACACUAGCAAAUAAACAGACUCAGCUAACAUAGCUGCUUUUUGUUUUGAGAAAAGGUCUCAAAUAGCCUGGUCUGGUCUCAAAUUCAAAUGCAACCAAGACUGGACUUGAACUGAUCCUUUUGCCUCCACCUCCCAAGUACUGGAAUUAUAAGCAUGUGCCACCAUGUCCAGCAAAACAAAGCCUAUUUUUUAGAUGUUGGCUUAUCUCAAUAAUUUACUGAAAACCGGCUAUACAGGUACUUCAACACCAUGGCAAAGCUGAGCCAUCCAUUAAAACCAUCUAGCUACCUGGGACUUGAAGUGCUAGCACAGAUGUCUGUGGCUAUGCAGAUUUGUACCAUCUUCCCUAGGGUCCCACCCAAGUGCAAGUUCACAUACCUAUCCCAUCAUGCAGGCCAAUGUCCUUAGAUUUCUGUCCAUGCAGGAGUGGGACAGAGACAGACAAGUGCCAGAUGGUAGCUUACUAGAAUGAGUUCUCUCCACCAUGUGUCUUCCAGGGAUAAACUCAGACGAUUAGUCUUGGCAGCAAACAUUUUUAUUUAUGAGCCAUUUUGCUGGCCUGAAACUCUGAAAUAAGUAUUGGAGCAUCUAGCCGGGCAGUGGUGGCACACGCCUUUAAUCCCAGCACUCGGGAGGCAGAGGCAGGCGGAUCUCUGAGUUCGAGACCAGCCUGGUUCUCAAGAACUCGUUCCGGGACAGACUCCAAAACCACAGAGAAACCCUGUCUCGAAAAGCCAAAAAAAAAAAAAAAAAAAAAGAAAAUAUAUUGAAGCAUCAGACAAGGCAGCCAGUCAGUCCACCUGUCUUCCAGCCCUUCCCUUGUACUUUUCCAUCCUUUUAGACCUAAUACCUUCACUUCUUACCAAUUUCCAGAUCUGGUUGUUUACUGUCCAAACUCUGCCACAACCCAAUCCAAGUCCUCCCACUUCAGUCAGUACUGGUUCUGGUGCUUUACUUUAAGCAAGAUUCCCAAAGUUGUUUCUCAUCUGCCUCACCCCAAUCCCCUUUUGCCCCAAUCCCUACAGCAAGGACUGUGCAGCCAGGAUUUAAAACCAGACCUGAGCAGCUCCAAAGCCAAGGUCUAAACUGCAGGCACAGUGAAAAGGGCCAAAGGAGUCUGCUUCUCCUCCACCUUGAGCCCCUUUUGCUAACCUCAGGACGCAAUUUUCCCACAAAGUUCACGUACCACUGUACUGCCCCAGAUUGUUCUAGUUAAGUCUGUACCUUUUCAGUGUGCCCAACUCAGGUUCCAGCUUUUGGGGGGCAUUUAAGUCACUUUACUUCUGAGUAUCACAUUUUUCAUCUGCACACAAAAGAGCAGGGUAACACCUCCCAUUUCCAUGCUGCUGCUCAGAAAAAGCACACAUCAGGUCCCAGCUGGCAUAUACAUGUUCAGGUUUCCAUUCCCUUUGUCCUCCCAACUUCAACUCUACCACCAAAUUCAACCCCAUCUCCAAGUUGUUGGGGUUUUGGUUUGGUUACUUUUCAAGAUAGGGUUUCUCCCAGGGUGGUGGUGGCACAUGCCUUAAUCCCACCGAAAAUUUCUCUAUGUAACCCUGGCUCUCCUGGCUGGCUCAAACUCAGAUCCACUUGCCUUUACCUCCCAAGAGCUGGGAUUAAAGGUGUGCUCCACCACUGCCCAUGUUAUGAAUCCUACUUUCAAGUGGACAGGGUAUGUGACACAAACCUUGGCAGAAUUCCAAAAGUAUCUGAGGGCUAAGGGUACAGCUCAGUGGUAGCCAGGUAAAGGUCCCAGGUGGAGAGGGAUACAGCAGCACACAAUAGGUGGUAGCACACAGAACUAGUGUGAGGUGCAUAUGGAGACACUGAGAAAAACUCCAACCUGUAAGAACACCUAUGGACAUCCUAGAGGACAUGAAAGUGGCCUUGUGAGCAACCUGUUACCCCUUUGCUUGUUUCUGCCAUGCCUGAAAGCCUCUUAGACAAUGAGUGCUGGCUGACACUGUGAGCAGCCUCUUAUACAGUGAGCAUAGGCUGUUCAGACAAGAUCCAGUGCAGUCAGACCAAAAC
Chionomys nivalis (European snow vole) is the source of this 5111-nucleotide messenger RNA. It is a transcript of the gene Rufy1, whose product is annotated as RUN and FYVE domain containing 1. The transcript is spliced from 18 exons. Gene Ontology annotation, cellular component: cytoplasm. Bases 212 to 2338 code for a protein of 708 amino acids. NCBI's taxonomy places the organism in Eukaryota, Metazoa, Chordata, Mammalia, Rodentia, Cricetidae. Gene Ontology annotation, molecular function: metal ion binding. Gene Ontology annotation, biological process: protein transport; regulation of endocytosis. The record is from RefSeq and is a predicted model, not a curated record.